Messenger RNA from Saccostrea cuccullata (small rock oyster), 3466 nucleotides. RefSeq lists its product as uncharacterized. NCBI's taxonomy places the organism in Eukaryota, Metazoa, Mollusca, Bivalvia, Ostreida, Ostreidae. The record is from RefSeq and is a predicted model, not a curated record. Bases 161 to 3466 code for a protein of 1101 amino acids. The transcript has 4 exons.
UACUUUCGUUUCUUUUUCUCGACAUGGUGUUAGUAACGUUAUAUAUUAGCGUUACGUGUUUUGUUUGAAUAGUCGACUAUACCUAAGCAAGGAUUAUCUUAAGAAGAGGAAAAUAUUUAAUUUUUAGUUUCCUUUGUAAAAAAUUGUUCUGACGAAUAAAAUGCCACCCAAAAACAGGAGAAAAGGUAACAAUAGUCAAAACAAAGGAAAGAAGAGAAACGGAAAUGGCAAAUCAAAGGAAAAAGCACAAACAGAAUCAAAUGAAGCUGUGUGUGAGUCCGUCAACGAGAACAGAGAUGGGUGUGCCUUAAAACAGCCACAAGAAGAUAAGAAGAAAUCCACUGGUGAUGGUACAGACACACACACACCAGAGCAGUCAGGUAAUAGAUCUCCAAGAGUCUCGGAAAAUACAAAUCUUGAACAGCAGUAUAAACCAGAGGGUCAAGAUGCGGAGAAUAUGAAUGUAAAUGAAAAUGUUCCAAGUAGGGAUACACAUGAAAUUAAGCAGUUUAGGAAAAAAUCUUCUGCAGAAGGUUAUAAACCAGAUCUUAGACAGCAGGAUAAACCAGAGGAUCAAGAUGCGGAGAAUGUGAAUGUAAAUAAAAAUGAUUCAAGAAGGGAUACACAGGCGAUUGGAAAGCUUAGCAAAGAAUCUUCUGCAGAAGGUAACAAACCAGAUCUUGAACAGCAGGAUAAACCAGAGGAUCAAGAUGCGGAGAAUAUGAAUGUAAAUGAAAAUGAUUCAAGUAGGGAUACACAGGCGAUUGAGCAGCUUAGCACAGAAUCAUCUGCAGAAGGUAACAAACCAGAUCUUGGACAGCAGGAUAAACCAGAGGAUCAAGAUGCGGAGAAUAUGAAUGUGAAUGAAAUUGAUUCAAGUAGGGAUACACAUGCGAUUGAGCAGCUUAGCACAGAAUCAUCUGCAGAAGGUAGCAAACCAGAUCUUGGACAGCAGGAUAAACCAGAGGAUCAAGAUGCGGAGAAUAUGAAUGUAAAUGGAAAUGUUCCAAGUAGGGAUACACAUGAAAUUAAGCAGCUUAGCAAAGAAUCUUCUCCAGAAGGUAACAAACCAGAUCUUGGACAGCAGGAUAAACCAGAUAAGGAUGAACAAGAGCAGUCUAGCAAUCAGACCUCAUCUGAAACAAAGAUAUCUGUUUCCAUAGAAAAUAAAGGGAAUAGUGUAACGGGGAAUAUGAACUUCAAUGAAUUUGAUACAGCUUUGCAUAAACUAGAGCCGUCUAGAAAUCGAGCUUCUAGUCACUCGGAUGGCACGGAUUCUGCACCUGGGGAUAAAACAGAGAAUCCAAUAAUUAAGAAAAUGGAUACAAAAGAGACCGAUUCAAGAAAGGAAACACAUGAGCAAAUGCAGCCUAGAAAUGGACCUUCUGCAGAAUCAAACAUAACAGGAGUUUUUAGACACUCAAAUAACACUGAUAUUUUCCAGGGAGAUAGAACAGAGAGUCAAGAUAUUAACAAUAUCAAUACAAAAGAGAGUCUCCCAAGUAGUGAAACACAAGAAACAGAGCAGCAUGGAAACGGCGCCUCUGCAGAUGUCGACAAAACAGGCAUUUUAGAAGACUCGGAUAACAAUGAUUCCGUAGACUGGGAUAAAACAGACAGUCAAGAAACUAACAAUAUCAAUACAAAUGGGAGUCUCCAAAGUAGAGAAACACAAGAGGAAAAGCAGCAUGGAAAUGAGGCUUCUGCAGUUGACGACAAAACAGGCAUGUUAGAAUACUCAGAUAAUUUUAGUUCUGAACAUGGUGAUUCUGAGCAUGGAGAUAGAACAGAGAGUCAAGAUACAAACAAUAUAAAUAAAAAUAAGAGUCCCCCAAGUAGUGAAACACAAGAAAAACAGCAUGGAAAUGAGGUUUCUGCAGAUGACGACAUAACUGGCAUUUUAGGAGACUUGGAUAACAAUGAAUCCGUAGGCGGGGGUAAAACAGAUAAUCAAGAUUAUAACAAUAUCAGAACAAAUGAGAGUCUUCCAAUUAGUGAAACACAAGAGGAAAAGCAGCAUGGAAAUUUAGACGGUGAAGGUCCCCCUAAUAUUAAUUCAAAAAAGAGUCAACUAAAUACGAAUGAAGAAGAGCUAUCUGGCAAUCAGUCUUCAUCUGAAACAAAGACAUCUGUCUCUAUAGAGAACGCUAAAAAGGAGAACAGUGAAAUUGGGGAUUUGAGCUUCAAUGAAUUUGAUUUAGAUUUGCAUAAACUAGAGCCGUCUAGGAAUCGAGCUUCUAGUGACUCUGAUGACACGGAUUCUGCACCCGGGGAUAAAACAGAGCAUUUAGAUAUUAAGACGAUGGAUACAGAAGAGACCGAUUCAAGAAAGGAAACACAUGAGCAAAUGCAGUCUGGAAAUGGACUUUCUGCAGAAUCAAACAUAACAGGAGUUUAUGGACACUCAAAUAACAGUAAUAUUGUCCAUGGAGAUAGAACAGAGAGUCAAGUUAUUAAGAAUAUCAUUACAAAAGAGAGUCUCCAAAGUAGUGAAACACAAGAAACAGAGCGCCAUGGAAACGGCGCCUCUGCAGAUUUCAACAAAACAGGCAUUUUAGACGACUCGGAUAUCAAUGAUUCUAAACAUUGGAAAAAAACAGAGAGUCAAACUUCUAACAAAAUUAGUACAAUUGAGAGUCUCCCAAGUAGAGAAACACAAGAGGGGAAGCAGCAUAGAAAUGGAGAUUUUGCAGAUAACGACAAAACAUACUUUUUUAAAGACUCGGAUAACAUUGAUUCUGAGCAUGGUGAUUCUGAGCAUGGAAAUAAAACAUACAGUCAAGACAUAAACAAUAUAAAUACAAGUGAGAGUCACACAAGUAGUAAAACACAAGAAGAAAAGCAGCGUGGAACUGAGGCUUCUACAGAAAUAAGCAUUUUACAAGACUCGGAUAACAAUGAUGACAGGGAUGAAACAGACAAUCAAGAAACUAACAAUAUCAGAACAAAUGAGAGUCUUCUAAGUAGUGAAAUACAAGAAGAAAAUCAGCAUAGAAAUGGAUCUUCUGCAGAUGUCGACAAAUCAGGUCUUUUAGAUAUUAAUGAUUCUGAGCAUGGGGAUGGAAUAGAUAGUCAAGAUGUAAAAGAAAUAAAAUCAAAUGAGAAUAAUUCAAUGAAGGCUACACAAGAGUCAGAGCGACCUAGGAUUGGAGCUGUAGGAGAUUCAGACAGAAUGGGGUUAGAAUUAAAAAUGAGUUGUUCAGAGGACCAAGAGGGGAAGAAUAUGGAUUUAGAUGAGAGUCACCAAAGUGAGGAAACACCAGAGCUAAAACAGGACUCUGAAGAUACAAAGAAAACUGUAUCUAUAGAGAACGCAAAAACAGGAAAUCAUGACACGCAGGAUUUGAUAUCUCCUGAAUCUGAGAAGGUGGAGGAAGGUGUGCUAGAAGACAAUGGUGAGAGCCAAAAUACAGUGUCUAAAACGAAGUCUCAGCCAAGAAAGAAUCAAUGGAGAAGAAAGACUUAA